UAGCUCUUUUCAAAAUUUUAAAGCCUUGUGUGGAUGUGGGUGGACAAAAUGAAAAGGUGCUGAUUCAAAUUUCUAAACGCAUUUGCUGGCUCGAUCGUUUGGUGUUCCCUUAGACAAUUGACCAAAGCAAAAGUUGAUUACACAGAGUUCCGAAUCUGAUCACAAGCUCUAAAAACAUCAAUAACGUACCGGUUCUUAUUCAUAUUUCAGAAGACCAAUCGCUGAAAAAUAUAUUUUGGGGGAACGAUGAAUAAUUCAUCACCGGCUCAUUCCUCGCUAUCGACGACGGCGGUUGUAGGUGGUGGUGGAGGAGGCGGCGGCAGCAACGCCACUGUAUCCGUUGAUGACUUUAUUAUUCCCAGUGAUCCUAUGUCAUCGCUUGAGCGUAAAGACGAAGCUGUGUCAGUUUUAAAAUCAGAUCUCAUGGCUGCACUUGACAAGGAGGUUAAAUCGUUGGUUGAAGAUAACUGGAAGUUUGAAGGGCCUCGUUCGCGGAUUCAUCUUGUAUCACAUCGAGGUGGUCAUCUCUAUAGGCCCACAGAAGUUUCAAAGAAUUGGAAUUUGACUCCCCCAAAGUAGUUGGAACACUCACCUCAAAGCUCUGUUCCUCUAUUCUGAAUUGAUUAUGGUUGUGAUCUGCAGACAGAUACAAAUUAUUACGCCAUGUUUCUUUUCCACCUGAAAACACAGCUGUGACUCUACAUCUUCAGACUCUGGAAGAGCACGAUUAUUGCAAAGGAAGGUUCCUUCUGUGCAAGAUUAUCUCUGUCACAUUUUGUGUUAGUCUUUCUAGUCUGGAUUCAGAAAGCUGGUGUUUUUAAUAUUUAUAUGGUAUCAUUGUUCUAAUUUUGAGUGAUCAAUUAUUAAUUGCAGUUGAUUGUUGCAAAACUGGAGGUAUUUUAAUGUAUAAGCUAACGAGUGGUUAACGAAUUCACUCGGGUUGUUUGUGCGUGGACACAAAAACAACA
This is a messenger RNA of Vigna unguiculata (cowpea), 968 nucleotides long. It is a transcript of the gene SAMBA, whose product is annotated as valine-tRNA ligase. Lineage: Eukaryota; Viridiplantae; Streptophyta; Magnoliopsida; Fabales; Fabaceae. Gene Ontology annotation, molecular function: anaphase-promoting complex binding. The record is from RefSeq and is a predicted model, not a curated record. Gene Ontology annotation, biological process: negative regulation of organ growth.